Amoebophrya sp. A25 is the source of this 6064-nucleotide messenger RNA. NCBI's taxonomy places the organism in Eukaryota, Dinophyceae, Syndiniales, Amoebophryaceae. The record is from the annotation of a GenBank genome assembly.
AGGGUGUGUGACCCGGUGAUAAGAUUAAGUGUAUUGGUUUGGAAUUAGGAGGAGAGGAUCGAAGGACAAAUAUAAAUGAUACAUCGGGAAUGCGUCUGCUAGCAAUGCUGUUUAACAUGAUUUUUUUAGGUUGUUGUGACUGAUUCUUGCGUAAACCAGCAUAUAGUGAAGAUUCACUCGGCCUUACGUUUGAAUCAAUUUCGUUUUUUUUUCGUACAUAUUAGGUGAUUAAAUCUUUUCUCGUGGCCAUAACCGGUUAGCUCGUUUUACGGUAUCGGCAUUUCCUUCCCUCUUGGGGUCGAUUCCAUAACAUUGUUGUCCCUUUAUGAUCCUCGUCAUCAUUCGCGUAACGAAGGAAACCUUUGAAGUGAUCUAGAUCUGUUAGUUUUUAGCUCAUUCAUAUCAACAACCAAGGAUGCUUGCACAGCCCACCAGAACGAUAUAAUUCACGUCUCUGCUCGCAAUAAUACAACCUAGACAUAAUUUUCUUUGGUGUACAUUCCAUUUUUUACGUUGUACAAGAGCAUCGAUUCUCACGAAAAUAGCGUAAUUAGUGGCAUUCACGCUCGUCUAAUUGCCAUAAACACCAUAAUAGGGUGUCGUGUCGUGCUACUUUUAUUUCGUGUCUAGCUACCUACAUCAGCACAUGCGCAUCCUUGCAUCUUUCUACUCGCACCUAACGUUCUUGCAAGAAAACUACUAGAAAAAAUGUCGGUUGACAGUUAUAUCGUUGGCACCAUCCGGAAGGAAGUUGAGGCCCAGUUGCCGGCCACGAUUCGACGUGAGGUGGAAAGCCGGCUCUCUGAGCUUCGCCUCGAUGAUCUGGGAGUGGGUCGGAGAAAAUCUGCCUGCAGUUCAGCGGAGUCUCAAGAACAAGAUGGUGACCUAAAUCAAGAAGGUGCUGGUCGUGGUAGAAGUAGUCGUAGUGAAGGUGCUGGCGGGGUAGUUGAUGAUCAACAAUAUGCCGAUUUUUAUCCUCCUCGUGGUCCACCUGCUGGUGGCACAGCAGGAGCUUCUUCAUCAAGUGGCAGUGGUGGAGAUCAGAUGAGUCCGGUGGUAGAUCGGAUGCGAGAGCUCGUGGCUGCCGAGGUGGAGCGACAGUUGUCGGACCGGUGGUCCGAGGAGCGCGCCCUGGCCGUGAAGCAACGGGAGAAGGAAUAUGAAGAGCUGGCGCACCGUAUCGAAAAGGAAACAAUGACGGCCAAAUUGGACAGCAUGAGCUCCAAACUGGAGACCAAGGUGGACCAAGCCGUCGAGCAGCGCGUGCCGGUCGCAGUGGAACGUGCGAUGGAGCGGCAAGUGGCGUGGCGCCUCGACGAGGUCAGAUUACGUGCAGAGAGCGGCAUGGACGACAAGUUGCGGGACAUGCGCGAACAGUUAGCGCAGCUCGGAUACUUCAUGCAGAACGCUUUCGGCGGAAGUGCUGGAAUGACACUACCAGAUCCCGCCGCCUUUCAGUCCUUGGUAGCGACUAGCGGCGACACGACGGUCGGGCUACCUGCACUUAUUGGGGAUGGAGGCACCUAUUCCGCGAACUUGAAUAGCCAGACAACAGUAUCUGCUUCCUCGAGCGCACCACAGGGGGAUCAACAUCAACAACUUGCUACCUAUAGCGCUCGUGUUGCCAUUGGUGGAGAGCAAAACACGAAGCAUGCGACCGCAAGCGCCGAAGCAACAGCACGCAAACGUCGGAGGUUCGACGCUGCCUCUUGUGAGGUGGGAGAUGAAAGCAGUAGAAUAGAUAUGCAUACUUCUUCGUCUAAGCUGCAGGAUCAUGAAGAACAACAACAAGACGGUGCUAAGCUUGUUUUAGUUGAUAAGCAAAACAACUCCAUUUUCCGCGCGCCGAGUUCGGGAACCGGAUCUUCGCCAAUUGCGAAAGGGAGCACGCCGUCGAGUACGGCCAGCACCGGGGCGUCAUCGGGGCAACCGGCUACUCCAGCUUUGGUGGCGGAUCAAGCGAGAAAACGAAGCGCCUCUUCUGUGUCCUUUGGCGAGCGCAGUUCUGCGAAAACUGGAGAGGGCGCCGCGACCGCUGUCGAGAAGGAAGAAAAGUCGAACAAAAUGGCGGUUGAUGUUACCGGGAUGAAUCCAUCUUCCCCUUCAGGAGCGGGCUUUGGCGUGGAUCGAACCGAGAACGGACGGUCAGCAUCGCGUGGGCCAUCGAGAGGACCGUCGCGGCGGCCUGACCGCGGGCCAUCACUGUUGGGCGAACGAAAGCGAAAUGGUACCCACGACACAAGUAACGCCUGCAUGGCGCGCUUUGAGGAUACCCUGGGUGGGGGCCCUUUGAAGGCAGAAGCUGCUGAAGGCACGUCGAAACCGGUUGUCGCGGAGUCUGAGCAGUCCGGUGAUGUCGAGCCCGAAGUUGAAGCAGGCAACGCUGGCAAAGAGGAGCAGCGCUUCAGUGCAGCAAAACAAGAAAAUGCCGAAAAUACGAAUGAGGAUGUUGUUAUGAUGUCCGGCAUCGUGAUGGAAGUCGGGGUCGCUGAGCAUGAAUAUGGCACUUCUGGUAAUACAUCUUCUAGUCAUGGAGCAGGAGGCGCUCUCUUAGGGCGCGGAGUGGGACAUAGCCGGCCACCAGGCAUGCCUGAUGCAUCGAAUAAGCCGACUGAUGCGCAUGCAGUGGCAGCAGCGAACAAGAACAGUGGCACAGACCCUCCGAGUCCAAACACGAAAAAGGAAGUUGCAGACACAGUAAAACGGCCACCGGUCUUUGAAAAGCGCGGUGGGAUGGCCAUUCUCACAGGCGCCUCCGGUCGGCAGAUCUCGUUCCCCGAGUUUGAAGCACCCCCAGAGCAGCGACCUCACAAGACGGACAUUCGUGCACGUUUCGAUGGUCCCAGAGCAGACCCGGGCUUCGCGCCAAUUACCAAAGCGUUGCCCCAUUUAGAUCCUGCACACCGGGAAGCUGCCGAACAAGAGCACGCGCGUCAGCGGGAAGCCGCCCGCGGCCGGCAGCAUCUCCCCCGUCAACAUAGGGGUGGGCUUGCGGAGGGCGAGUUGAGCUCGUCCGGCGCCAAUGGAGAUGUAGAAAUUGCCAGUGGAAUCAGUAGAAGUAAUAGCAGUCCUCCAGAACACUGGAAUGGAAACGGGGACUUCGUUAAUGGAGUCGAGCCGGGUAGUAGCGAUUCGUCCAUCGGUGUGCCCUCGUCAUCGGUUCCCGGCCUCGUGCGUGGUCGAAGCGCGAGUCCCACGGCCGGUAGAAAUCAGCCCACUGCGGCUGUACCCAUGGCGCCGGGUUCGCCACCUAGUUCGCCCCGCAGAGUUCACCACUUGGACGCGAGGCCAGUGGAGGUGCGAAAAAUUCUGCCCCGCGGAGGGUCGCUGUUCGCGAAGCUGCACUUCUAUCCGGAGCCCGCAUCCUCCAAAAACGAAUUCGUCGCUCUCGGCCCACUGACGACUCAGGACAUAGCAUCCUCUACAACCCCACGAUCGCCAGUAGAGGAAGCGGAGUCUAUCUUCAAAAAAGACGUCGCUGUGUCAAAAGGCGCAUCCGAAGCUACCUCGUCUCUGCAAUAUGAGGAGACGACUUUUAUUGACGGAACGUCACAUGCACAAGAGAAUACAGCGCUGAGUGAUGGCGCAAAAGAGCAGCCGGAAUCACAAAAAUAUGGCGUUUCUGUGUCGCCUGAAGAUGGUUUCCAAUUACAGCACGAGAAAAGUUCGACUAGCUCUCCCUCUUUUCUGUCGCACGGUGGGCUACGAAAAGGAUCGGAGAGUAGCAUGAAAAAUGAUGGCCAUCAAGAAUCAACUGAGGAUGGGCGCGACCCUGCCCGACCGAAAGCGACGAUAUCCGCGUCAAAAUUGGCGGCCGCACGGUCAUCCCAGCGUCUUCCCAAAGGCGCUGGUGAUGCGGGUCGAGGCAAGAGCCUCGCGAGGGGGCAGCAGACGUCGCAGGGAAGUAGAGGGCGCAUGCUGCUUUACAGUUGCGAGCAACAAGCAAGCAACGACAAGCGACGGCAAGCCUCCAAAUCGAAAUCAGUUACACCACCUUCAGGCACCACUACCAUGACAUCAUCUAAUAAUAACACCUCCAGUAGCUGCUCUACUAGUGCUUCUGUCCAACUCCUCCCCUCUAGUGGGACUAGAACUACAGGAACCUCCGAUUCCGAUCGUCAACAUCAUGUUCAACAGCAGAGUGUUAAAAAUCAUGCAGAAAACGCGCAACGACCAGGUGUACAACAAGAUGUAAGAAGUAGACGAUCAAGCACAGUGUCCCAACUUGCUGCUGACGCCAUCGAACGCGAUUUGUUUGGCGGAGCAGUUGGUGGACGCGACCCUCGUAAAGACGAGAGUCCGAGUAGUACCAAAGACCCCAGCUCUACUACUCGUACUAGAACAGCCCACAACGUCAGCUCUUCGUCUUCUACAGAGGCUUGUGAAAAAGACGCAGAGGCUGUCAACUUCCUCUUGCAACUGAAGAAGUUUGAGAGCAUGGAGGCCGCAGAGAGAGGUAUUACAACUACAGCGACUGAAGACGAGGAGUUGAACGACGGCGAUGUUCAACAGGCGGCAGGCUUUGAAGCUAUCAGUGAUGAGACAGUGGAAGGCUUCUUCGCAUUUGCACCACCGGGAGCAAAAAUCCACGUUCGUGCAGCGGCAGGCACAAAAGGAAAAAAGGGGACAAAAAAAGGCAGCGGCAAGAAGUCUGGGAAGCAUUCUUCAGUGAAAAAAGUGUGAAGCUUGUGUAGUCCUGUCCAGCGAAAAUUUGAACCCUUCGGAGCUGAUAAUUUUCAUCUAGCCAUUGCAAAUCCUGUGCCGUCCAUCACCAUAGAAUGACCCACGUCACUCCACUUCCUCCCGCAUUAUGACGAGAAAAAUAGAUAAAAGAUAUAUUGACUUCCGUGUGUUGUGUACUUAUAUGAUGGAACACUUAUUCCGCAUAGUAUUUUAUCCAGCUAGUAAUUUAGUACGAUGACAACGAUGCAUGAUCAAGAUCAUGAAUAUUUUAUCACACGAAACAGAAGGGCACACCCGAAUUACACAUAAUGACAUAGCACUAAGAGGAAUUUUUUAGAAGAAUAGUUUGUUCGCGAUCACCGGAAGUACUUAAAUCAAAAUAGUACGAUCCUCUUCCACCCGCGAAAAACGAAUGAUUCAGGCUCCCUAAUGCCGAACCGUUACGAGGGUGACCAUAUUUAGUCCGCGACCUUUCUAGAAGAUGUGGCUUCAGAUGAACUCACCAUGCACUUUUAUGUUGUUCCGAUUCAACUUUUUCUGCUCAACAAGUUCGUCCUUCGUUGUUUGUUUUCCCCAUACUAUCGAUGCAUUCGAAGAAGGUUCGACUUGUUGUUGUUCGCAAUCAUCUAUCAUGUUCCACUACUUAAGUACCUGCUCCCUACUCCCUCCGGGAUGUAUUCCUUCAUUGGAGUUUGUUAUGUAUUUUUUACGAAGAAGCAGCAGAGCAUGAAAAUUUAUUCAUGAGGGUUACAGCGCUUAGGAGAAUCAGCCUGUCAGACAUUGCAACCUACUAGUUAGCAGCCUAGAACCACCCAAGCAAAUCAGGUUCCAUUUGCACAAGUCCCGUGGCCAAACAGUGUCGGGACACCUAUGGCACUAAUGUCACAUUGAAUGUGCGAUGUCGGCGAGCACCUGGUAGCGUUAGAUUAUAGCCGCCAUUAAGACCACGUGGUUCUCAUCACCACACACUAUGGUGCCAUUUCUAGUUUAGAGGUAAGUAAAAAUGUGUGGAAGAUGUAGAAAUACCGGGAAGAUGACUAUUAAGUUACGAGGAAGGUGGAAGCAUCGCCGAUGCUAAUUGUGCAACUACCUCCCUAGUAAGUCAUGGGAACGCUGCUCUUUCGAUGCUAGGAUCAAUGUAGCUUCUACAACAUUUUUUCACGUGAAAGGAGCAACGUGUGUUCCCUCGUGACAUCAAAGGCAAUAUCCAACAUACUCCUGGCAAUGUGGUGCUACUGCAGCACACAACAAGCAGGCAAACGUACGAAUACGAAUGAUGUUGAUGAACGAGGGAUCGGCGACUGCAAGAAGGGAUGGAGGUUUCCUUUUAGUAAUGAACUUCACCUUUGGAACACACAGAUGGGGCUAAGAAUGCAAUGAU